Messenger RNA from Knipowitschia caucasica, 399 nucleotides. NCBI's taxonomy places the organism in Eukaryota, Metazoa, Chordata, Actinopteri, Gobiiformes, Gobiidae. The record is from the annotation of a GenBank genome assembly.
AUGAUGGGAGAGCAGAGCUGGUGUUUUGUGGCUCCGGGUUGUCGUUUCUCUACUAAGAAGAAGGAGAAGAAGGAGAAGCAGGAGAAGAAGAAGGAGGAGGAGAAGGUGAAGAAGAAGGAGAAGGUAGAGAAGAAGAAGAAGGAGGAGAAGAAGGUGAAGAAGAAGAAGAAGGAGAAGAAGAAGGGAGAAGAAGAAGGAGGAGGAGAAUCUUUCUCUGCUGUGAAACACAAGAAGGUCCUGAAGAACAAAGAACAUCGAGACGACAUCAUCCACUUUUUCUCAUCUCUGGCCAAUCCCUUCUUCCAGUUGGUCCCAGCUUCCCACGUUGUUGCUAUGCGUGUCUUAUCGUCAUGGAGCGGGGUUCGCCUGCCUCCGCCUGACAGACACGUGACGUCGUGA